Molecule: messenger RNA, 186 nt
Organism: Phytophthora infestans T30-4
Lineage: Eukaryota; Oomycota; Peronosporomycetes; Peronosporales; Peronosporaceae
Exons: 3
Coding region: 1-186 (61 amino acids)
Source: RefSeq, a predicted model, not a curated record
AUGACGAAAGGGAGCCAAAGCUGCUCGGCUACUGUAUGCAUGGUGCAUGCGUGCAUCGCACGCACACGCGGCGGAGAUAGCGGACGUGUCGAAGACUCGUGGUACUUCCCACGGAAGGCUACCACCGCACAGGAGAAAUCGGAGCUCUCCUUGGGGAGAGCCGCCGGCAGAAUUGCACGAGCUUAA